AUGGCCAUCACAGGGGUGGAAGAAGAACAUGGCGAUUCGCGUCUUACCGAACUCGCCAAAGCGGACACGAUAAAGUGGUAUCAAAAGCCAAACCUUCGUUUGCUCUACCUGAUCCUCAUCCCUUGCGGGUUGGGAGUAGAAUGGACGUCAGGGUUCGACUCGUCCAUGAUGAACAGUCUUCAAGCUGUUAAGUCCUGGGUAGACUACUUCGACAACCCAACCAAAGGUCGACUAGGCCUGCUCAACGCGAUGUACUCCCUUGGCUCGCUCUGCGCCAUCCCCUUCAUCCCCACCAUCAGCCACUAUCUCGGCCGCCGUCGCACGAUUCUCCUCGCUUCAGUCAUCAUGUGCAUGGGAGCCGGUCUCCAGGCUGGCGCCCGCAACUCUGAUAUGUUUCUUGCCUCACGCUGGGUCCUAGGCUUUGGCAUUCCCUUCGCUAUUGUCAACGCCUCCUCCUUAAUAGGCGAACUAUCCUACGCCAACGAACGGCCGAUCAUGACCUCACUCUUCAACGCUUCCUGGUUCGUCGGCGCCAUCGUCGCGGCCGGCACUACCUACGGCACCUUCCAGAUGAAGAGUACCUGGGCCUGGCGACUCCCGAGCCUGUUACAGCUCGUGCCAAGUUUCUUCCAAAUCGCAUUCAUGCCCUUCUGUCCCGAAUCCCCCCGGUGGCUGAUCUCCAAAGACCGCGGCGACGAGGCGUUCGCUAUCCUGAACAAAUACCACAACGAGGGUAUCGGCGGUGAGGAGUUCGUCCGGCUCGAGUAUGCGCAAAUCCAAAGCACCAUCGCCCAGGAAAAAGAACUAGCCAGCCGCUUUGUCUGGGCAGACGUGAUUCGUGACGCGCCCAUGCGGAAGCGGUUCACCAUUGCGGCCGUCAUGGGCUUCUUCACGCAGUGGAGUGGUAACGGGCUGCUGAGUUUCUACAUGAAGAAGAUCUUGGCGUUGGUUAAUAUUACGGAUGAUCACACGGUUCAGAAAAUUAUUUUGAGUAAUACCUGCUGGGGAUUGAUUAAUGCGGUGCCCAUCGCUCUGAUUGCACCGAGGUUUCCACGCCGAAAAAUGUUUCUGCUUUGCACCAUUGGUACGGCGGUCGUUUAUGUCGUUUGGAUUAUUGCCAGCGCUAGAUCGACUAUUGAAAAGUCUUCGAGGGCGGCGAUUCCGGUUUUGGUGUUUAUUUACGUUUAUUCGCCUUUCUACAACAUAGGCUGGAACGCCCUCGCCUACACCUACCUAAUCGAGCUCUUCCCCUUCCAGCAGCGCUCCCAGGGAAUCGCCGUCGAGCAGCUCAGCGUGCGCGCCGCCGUGUUCUUCAACACGUACGUCAACCCGAUUGCGCUCGACAGCGUCGGGUGGAAGUACUACAUUGUGUAUUGCGUGUGGAUCCUAGUGGAGAUCCUGACGGUGUAUUUCUUUUUCCCGGAGACGCAUAACCGCACGCUGGAAGAGCUGAGUUUUAUGUUUGAGGGGAAGGAAGUGAGGGACAAGGUGCAGAAGAAUGUUGAUAAGGUUUUGCAGUUGGAGUUGGAGGAGAUGGCUUCGCCUACUGUGACGAGGGAAGAGAGGGUGGAACUGGAGUCUGGAAGGAAGGGGAGGUAG
Messenger RNA from Sordaria macrospora k-hell, 1599 nucleotides. RefSeq lists its product as uncharacterized. Lineage: Eukaryota; Fungi; Ascomycota; Sordariomycetes; Sordariales; Sordariaceae. Gene Ontology annotation, biological process: carbohydrate transport; transmembrane transport. The record is from RefSeq and is a predicted model, not a curated record. Gene Ontology annotation, molecular function: carbohydrate:proton symporter activity. Gene Ontology annotation, cellular component: membrane.